Messenger RNA from Strigops habroptila (Kakapo), 4596 nucleotides. It is a transcript of the gene FKTN, whose product is annotated as fukutin. Lineage: Eukaryota; Metazoa; Chordata; Aves; Psittaciformes; Psittacidae. Gene Ontology annotation, cellular component: Golgi membrane. The transcript has 9 exons. The record is from RefSeq and is a predicted model, not a curated record. Bases 283 to 1668 code for a protein of 461 amino acids.
GCCGCGGGCGGCGCUCUGCAGCGAGGGUUAGCACGGCGGGUGAGGGGGGCCGCGGCCCGGUGCGGGGAGCAGGCAGGGCCGGGCGGGGCGGGCGGCAGUUCUGGGGGCCCCGCCGCGGCUCUGCGGUGCGGCCGGCUUGGGCCUGCGGGUUGCGGCCUGCUCCGGGCCCCCACUCAGCGCCCCGCUUGCCUCUGGCGGCGCGCAGAGAGGAGCUGGGAAGCCGGAGAAGAUGAGCGACGCGGCGCGGCUUCCAGGCGGUGAUCGGCAGCGCCCCGAAGACUAAUGCAGAAAAUCAACAAGAACGUGGUUCUGGCGCUGCUCUCUCUGACCAGCCUGGUUUUCCUCCUCUUCCAGUUGUACUAUUACAAGUUCUAUCUGUCGCAGAAGAAUGGAGCAGUGUUUUCCAAAGUCACAGGAGGCCAGUCAGGCCAAGACAGCACUAGAUGGCACGUGGUUAGGAAGUUCUUGAGCUUAAUAUCCAGUCACAAUAUACCAGUGUAUUUGAUCGAUCCUUUGAUUCUGGGACUGGUUGAUAAAGAUAUUGAACAGAUCAGAAGUUCUCCUGAUGGCCCUAGUCCAGAAUGCAAAUACUUUUGUGCUCCAAGAGACUUUACUACAUUUGCACUGCUGGACAAAACAUGGAAACAUGAACUGGGCCUUUUUAGAACUGCUGAGAAAAUGGGGUUCCAAUGGCUAAAAAUUAUAAACAAGGACCCCCGCUUGGAUGGGAUGGAUGACCUGUCUGGGAUUGAAAUUCCUUUGCACUACAUAUUUAAACUGGCAUCUCAUGCCAUUCACCUGGUGGUCUUCUAUGAGAGGAGUGGUAAUUAUCUCUGGCAUGGCCCCCUGAGGCUCAAGCAACAUAUGGACAGAAAGUUUGUGCCUUUCCGGAAACUCCACUUUGGUCGCUACCCUGGAGCAUAUGAAAAGCCAGAACUUCUGCUUGUUUCAAUUGAUGACUUAAAAGUUCAAAUUCCCAAAAACACAUCCAGUUUUCUAGAAGAGAUGUCACACUCUAGAUUUCUUGAAUGUAGGUACAGAGAAGCUCGGGCUUUCUUUCAGUUGUAUCCUGAUGAUGCUUCUCUUGAUGCAGUGGAGUUCAGAAAAAAAGCAAAAUCUUUGCUCCAUCUGGCUGCCCUGACACUAAAUAAGUUAGGGGUAAAGUUCUGGCUGAGCAGUGGAACGUGCCUUGGUUGGUAUAGACAGUGCAACGUCAUUCCGCACAGCAAAGAUGUGGAUUUGGGAAUCUUUAUAAGGGACUACAAAACAGAUAUCAUUCCAGCCUUUCAGAAAGCAGGCUUACCACUGAAGCACAAAUUUGGCAAGGUAGAAGACAGCCUAGAGCUCUCUUUCCAGGGAGAAGAUGAAGUGAAACUUGAUAUUUUUUUCUUCUAUGAAGAGGAUGACCACAUAUGGAAUGGAGGAACUCAGGCCAAAUCGGGCAAGAAAUUUAAGUAUCUCUUUCCAAAGUUUACUCUGUGUUGGACUGAAUUUGUAGAACUCAGGGUAUACGUGCCCUGUGAAACCCUUCAGUAUAUUGAAGCCAACUAUGGCCCAGACUGGAAGGUUCCUGUGAAGACAUGGGACUGGAAGAGCUCACCAUCCAACGUGCAGUACAACGGUAUCUGGCCUGUCGAUGAAUGGGAUGACGUCAUUCAGAUCUACUGACCAUCUGACUAUCCUUGGAACCGUCAGUUUGUAAUUUCCCAUUUCCCAAAGGCAUUUACUUUUUUUUUUUUUUUUUUUUUUUAGUAGUAGGCAUCUUUUUCUCCUUUAUCAUGCAUUUUUCAGGAAAAGAUUGAAGGCAACUGAAAGAAAGAGGAUCUGAAAGAAAAGCUGCUCAAAGGGAACAGAGAGAAAUGUUGCAGUAAACUUACGGGCUGUUUAACUGACUAUUUAAUUGACAUCUAAUUCACUAUUUAAAUGUAAACAGUGGCCAGGUGGCUUAGACUUUCUUUGGAUCAUCAAAACCAUGGGACUGUUCACUUCUCAAGCACAAGAGAGGGACAGGAUGGAAGAAUCACAGCGAAGUUCGUUUCUUUCAGAGGAGAUCUCCUAAAUAUUCAACUUUUAAACACCAGAGUUACGAGUAUCUCAGAUGUGCUUGAUUUGAGACUCAUACAUCCCUAUGAUAUGCAACAGGUUGCUCUUGUCAGUUGAGUGUUUCUAUUACACAGAACCCAUGUGACUCACCUGCUUUAAUGUAGGAGGUAUUGGGUAGUGGUGUGAUACUAAAUGAAUGGAAGGAGAAUUUAUCCACAUUGGACAUCUUCCAAUAAUAGCUGCUUUUUUUUUUUUUUUUUUUUAAGUGUGAAUUAACUAUUGCAUGCAAUUAUGACAGGGAAUGUUAUUUGCUUUUUUUAUUUCUUUUUCAAGGACAUGAAGGUGUAUGCUGCAGGGGUGUCUGCCCAUGAAAAAAUAAAUAUUCUGGGUUUAGUGUCCCAAUUAGUUUGUUCUCCCUGUAAAAGUUUUCACUAGAUUUUAGAGAAUUGUAGCUAUCUCUGCUUUCUUACAAGUAGAUGGAAAUGGGGUAUUCAUAGUUUUCUGUUUAACAUGGGCCCACAGAACAGAGAUGUUGGAGAACUGUAGCUCUUCAGGCAGAAGUGUGUAAAGAUGCCAACUGUUCCAUCAAAUUUGCAGUAGCAUAAUUACACUAACAUCCCACUUGCAACAUUAGGCUUUGGAUGAAAAUAAAGUGGAAGCCUGACAACUCUUCUCCUGCUUCUGCUUGUGCUUUUGGUCAAUGAAGUAAGCUUGCUUCUUCAGCAUUUUGGAGUGGAAUAAUAACUUUCAUAUGAGCAUAUGUGUCCAAAUUUAUUUCAGUCCUGCUGUGUGGGGAAGACAAGGGCAGUAGAGCUGCUAGUGAGUUAUGACUGGAAUGUAUAGUAUAGACCCAGGAGUACUUGUGAAUCAAGGGACUGAAUGGAGCUCACGUUUACUUGCACCAAACCUGUAUCCAUUCUUUCCUUGUUAAAGCAGAAAGGUUAUCUAUGGGUUGCAGCUUUUCCACCUUUCAUUGGGAAGAGGUGGGUUGAGUCUGUGUUUUGUGUUCUGUUGAUUUGCAGUUCUCUGCUGUGUAUUCAAAUGUGUACAGUUCUGGCGAGAUUAAAUAGCUACUGCUGUGCGGCUGUGUUACUACUGUAUCGUUCCAGCUGCAGUCUGGGCUUCCCUGCUGUUUUCAUCCUGGAGUGUGCUGCAUGCUUUUUCCUGCCAGCACUCUCAGUUCCAGCAGUCAGGAGGCUCAGUGCCACUGAAGCACUCGAGUAAAUUAUUCAGCUUCUGGCAACAACUUGUCAUGUUGUCUCUUCAAUUGGUGUGGUAACUUUGUUGGCUUUGUCUGAUUGAGAAGGGAGAGAUGUAAAAUCCUGCUAAUGCCAUUUACUCAGUAAAGUAAACACUAUAUCAUAAGGGAUAAUUUCUCAAAAGUUUUUGUAGUUUUUCCCUUGAAAUGAAAAAAAGCCAAUGUCUUUAUGGUUUUUUGUGUUCAGAACUCUGUUUUCACGAACUUUUGUUUAAUAAUGUACAAUAAGCUUGCAAGUUUUUCAAAUGUGAUAGAUGUUUAAGAGUGGGAAAAGAAGAAAGAAAAAAGAUACUAUCAGAAAAUUAUAAGCCUGUCAAUUUUUCUUUACUUUUUAGAUGGAAAGACAAAUGUUAAAAAAUGCAUGUCCCUGAAAGGGAUGAUGUCUUAAACAGUUGAUUAUACCUGUAAGUUAUUCUUCAGGUUAAAAUACUUUCUCUUCACAAGACGCAAGUGUAAUUAACACUGAUUAAAAGGAGAAGUUUAAUUUGCAACUCGGGAUGUUAUUUCAUCCUCUGUUUUGUCAUCUCGGGCAGCAUUUAACACACUUCAUCACAGUUACCCUAACAUAACGCACCGAGAAAAAUUUUGAGCUCUUUCUUACACUGUCUUAUCUUGAACUUUAAUUUUUAAAUAAAGAUACUUAAACACAACAAAGAUACUUGGAAUAAAGCAGGUGCCCAUAUGUAAAAAAAAGGAUCCCUCAAUUGCACACACACAUUUACCCUGACGGCAGAUUGUCUGCUUUUAGCAUUGUAUCCCAAGGAAUGGUGUGAACAUGGUAGAACUGGUGCUCUUUGAAGGCGCACCAUGAGGCUGAAGCCUUGCCAUGCCCAUGGAAACACACAGAUGUAGGCAUUUGUUUCCUGUUAAGUUCUCCUGGAUUGCCUCAUCUGAAAUGAAUUCUUAAUUCUGUGUUACCUUCCUAACUUACUAACUAGGUUGAUUUUGAAAGUUCUCUGAAGACAUGGGCAAUUUUUGAAUUCUUUUAAUGGCAUGCAUUUAAAGUCUUCAGCAACGACAUGCGAAGUACCUUGACUUCAUGUAGUAAAGAAAGCACAUUACGUAUGUGUAACUGUUAAAGAUAGCAGAGCCUAUUCAAGGAAUGCCCAUGAGCUGAGAAGAAGGUAGCAAGGUGUUCAAAGCUCCAGAGUAACUGCAAAGUAAGAUUGAAGAAAUAGGGUUCCCUGAAGAGAAGGGACCAUAAAAAGCCAUAUUCAAAAGAUGGUUGCAGAAUGGGCAUAUGUACUCCCUUGCCGUGAUUGGUAGGAAAUGGAAGUAAAUGGAAGGAACGUGAA